AUGGCUUCCAAGGCCAUGUGGGAGGUCGAUCCCGAGACGCGAGCCAAGCUGGCCGCGAUCCAAAAGGAGGCCAAGAACAACGUCUGCUGCGACUGCAACGCGCCCUCGCCGCAAUGGGCCUCCCCGAAGUUCGGCAUCUUCAUCUGCCUAUCAUGCGCAGGCGUUCAUCGCGGCCUCGGUGUGCACAUCUCGUUCGUGCGCAGCAUUUCCAUGGACGCCUUCAAGCAAGUCGAGAUCGAACGGAUGCGCCUCGGCGGCAAUGAGAACUGGCGUAACUUCUUCGAGCAGCACGAGGACACCAAGAUGAGGGGCAUCUCGUGGGACGAUGCGACCAUCGCCGAGCGAUACAGUGGAGAGGUUGGUGAGGAGUGGAAGGACAGACUCACGGCCAAGGUCGAGGGCAAGGAGUACGUGCCGGGUGAGAAGAAGGCCGCGCCCGCACCCGUUGCGAAGCCCGUCAGCAGGACCGCCACGCCGCUGGGCGGCACCGACAGUCGCUCCGCCAGUCCCGGCAGGAAGGUGAAGGUGGACGACAAGUACUUCUCCAAGCUGGGCGCCGAGAACGCCUCGAGACCAGACGACUUGCCGCCGAGCCAGGGCGGUAAAUAUGCAGGCUUUGGCAGCUCGCCCAUGCCCGAGAAGAAGGACGGCGGCAUGCCGACGGUGGACGAGCUACAAAAGGACCCGAUGGCCGCUCUGACCAAGGGCUUCGGCUGGUUCACGACCACCGUCUCAAAGACGGCCAAAACCGUCAACGAUGGCUACAUUCAGCCCACAGCGAAACAGCUGGCUGAAUCCGACUUCGCGAGACAAGCACAGGUUGCCGCCGGCCAGGUCGGCCGCGUUGCGCAACAAGGCGCUCGCAACGCCCAUGAUGGCUUCAACCGUUUCGUCGAGGGCCCCGGUGGCCAAGGUGGUCAGGGGUCAAGGCAGGUGCCCAUGGACGAGAGCAAGAAGGAUUUCUGGGACAGCUUCUCGAACCUGGCAGACCAGAGGCAGCAGAACAGCGGUAGCUCCAUCGGAACGUCUGCUAUGGGCAAGAAGACCGGCGGAGGCACGGCUCCUGCUGCGAAGAAGGAUAAUGAUGGGUGGGAUGACUGGUGA
This is a messenger RNA of Colletotrichum karsti, 1104 nucleotides long. RefSeq lists its product as uncharacterized. Bases 1 to 1104 code for a protein of 367 amino acids. Gene Ontology annotation, cellular component: Golgi membrane. Gene Ontology annotation, molecular function: GTPase activator activity. The transcript is spliced from 3 exons. Lineage: Eukaryota; Fungi; Ascomycota; Sordariomycetes; Glomerellales; Glomerellaceae. The record is from RefSeq and is a predicted model, not a curated record. Gene Ontology annotation, biological process: regulation of endocytosis; regulation of ARF protein signal transduction.